AUGAAAGAUUCUACUCGUCCCGUCGACAAUAUGUUGAAAUCUCAGAAUCCAUCUAUUCGAACAUUUGAACUAAAAGAAGAAUGCGGUAUAAACAAUUUACCGAAUCAAGUGAUGGCCAAAGCCAUUUCAGAUGGUUUUGUAUUUAAUAUAUUAUGUGUUGGCGAAACAGCAUGUGGAAAAUCAUCAUUGUUAGAUAGUUUAUUCAAUACUCGUUUGGAUUCAACUCCGUCUACACAUGAUAUUCCACGUGUAUUUUUAAGAAAGAACACAUAUGAUUUGUUUGAACGUGAAAUACGUUUAAAAUUAACAAUCGUAGAAACAGCCGGAUUCGGUGAUCAAAUAAAUAAAGAUGAUUCAUUUAAAGUUAUUGGCGAUUUCAUUGAUUCACAAUUUCAAUCGUAUUUAGAUGAAGAAUUAAAGAUAAAACGAAAUAUUUCAAAUUAUCAUGAUACACGUAUACAUGUUUGUCUAUAUUUCAUCAAUCCAACUGGUCAUUCGCUUAAAGCUUUGGAUUUAGUUACUAUGAAACAUUUGGAUAACAAAGUAAAUAUUAUACCAAUAAUAGCGAAAGCCGAUACAAUAUCAAAAACUGAAUUACAACGUUUUAAACAAAAUAUUCUCAAUGAACUAAAUACAGCUGGUGUCAAAAUUUAUCGUUUUCCAACAGAUGAUGAAACAUUAGCCGAAGAAAAUUUAAAAGCAAACAAUUUAUUACCGAUGGCUGUCGUCGGUAGUAAUGAGUCAGUUAAGGUUGGUAAUCAAUAUGUUCGUGCACGACAAUAUCCAUGGGGUGUUGUUCAAGUUGAAAAUGAAAAUCAUUGUGAUUUUAAAAAAUUACGUGAUUCAUUAAUAGAAAAAAAUAUGUUAGAUUUAAUUGAAACAACACAUUCAAAACAUUAUGAAAUGUUUCGUCGUUUACGUUUGACCGAUUUAGGUAUUGCUGAUAAUAUUGAUGGAAAAAAUAUGAGUAUAUCGGAUACAUUGGAUUUGAAACGAAAUGAAUUGAAAAAUGAAUUGGAACAACGUGAAGCACAACUGAAAGAAGCAUUCAUUCAAAAAGUGAAAGAUAAAGAGUUGGAUUUAAAAGAAACAGAAAAACAAAUUCAUGAUCAAUUGACAAAUAUUAAAAAGCAAUAUAAAGAUCAAAAAGAUAAAUUAGACGAAAAAUGGCGUGUGUUAGAUCAAGAAAUCGCAUAUUUUGAGCAACGUAAACGUGCUACGAAUAUGGAAACAAUGAAAAAAGGCACAAAAAAGAAGUAG
Molecule: messenger RNA, 1260 nt
Organism: Didymodactylos carnosus
Lineage: Eukaryota; Metazoa; Rotifera; Eurotatoria; Philodinida; Philodinidae
Source: the annotation of a GenBank genome assembly